ACCACAUCCUUUAUAAUCAAAGGAAACAAAAAAUGACACCCACGUAUACAUAUGUUUACAGGUGUUAUAAAAGAACAGCACUUCAGUGAGAAGGCAGCUUGUUUUAAAUAGGGAAUUUCUGUAUAAUCAGCGUACCGAUACAGGCAAAAGAUGAGUAGGGGAAAACGUCGUUACAACGAAAUGAACGAAAGCAGUGUUACUCCGGAUGAAGAUUUCACUGUCUGUGUUGAGAUAGCGGACAGACCAAAAACUGCUUGCAAGGCUAUCAUGAAUGUACAGUUGACUGGGGAUGGCGUGGUCAGUGAAGAAGACGAGUUUGUGGUAUCUGAAUUCCCAAAACAUGUCAAAAGGGGUCAGAAAUAUUACUUCCCAAUAAACGAAUCAAAGAUUAAGAAUGUUACAGGCGUCAAAGUUCGUGGUGAUAUGAUGGUUGGCAAGGCUGGUUGGAACAUCGAUAAAUUUACGGUUACCAACAAUAAAACAGGACAGCAGAACGUCAUUCCUGUUUUUACAAAUAUCAAGAGUGAACGCACGUACACAUUCCUAGUAGAUGAUGUAUCCCUGCCACAAAUGGACUCUAGGAGAGCAGAAAGACAAAACGAUCUGGAAGAAAUGAGGGAUUUGUACGAGCUUAUCGAAGAGAAACUUCCAGGUGGUCCGCCAUUGGUGAAGACAUUACCAUCAGAGGAAGAGUUUUCGUUCAGCUAUAAGUUAGAGAUAGUUGGGAAGCUGAAGGAGUUAGAACUUGACGCCAAAGUCAGAGAACUGUUUUCUGGUGGAUUUAAGGAAAUGGCAGACAUUGAGAAAGUUUACCAUUGGGUAUUUGAUGUGUUUCCAGAGCCGUCGAAUCUCAACAGGUGGCGAGAUGAUGUUCUGUUUGGAAUGCAACGUCUGAUGGGUGUAAACAGCAAUGUUAUUUCCUUGUGUACAAAGAUACCAGAAAAGCUUAAUGUCAAUGGCGAGAUGCUACAGCCGUUUCUUGAAAACCUAUCACUCCCAGAGGCUCUAAAGAGAAAAAGAAUUUUCAUAAUCGAUUACGAAAUAUUACAGAAUCUACCAACAAAAGCUGGAUACGUGAUGAGCGCUCCCAUAGCGUUAUUUUUCCAACGUAAUGAUGGUAAAAUAGUGCCAAUCGCUAUUCAGCUUUUCCAGAAAUCUGGUGUGGCUAAUCCUGUUUUCUUUCCAAGUGAUCCUGAAAACACAUGGAUUCUAGCAAAGAUGUGGUUCAAUGUAGCGGAUGCAAAUUAUCAUCAGUCUGUUACACAUCUUGGCCUCACUCACUUGAAGAUGGAAGGCGUUGUCGCUUCUACACACAGGCAGAUACACAAAUGUCACCCAGUGUACAAACUGCUAAUGCCGCACUUCAUCUAUCUUUUGGCAAUCAAUUCAUCUGGCCUUCCACUAUUGCUAGAUCAGGGCGGUUAUGGAGACAAACUACUUACACUUGGCAGCGAUGGAAUGAAAGCGCUAAUAGUUCGAAAACAUAAGAAGUGGAGAUUGGACGUUGAAGGUACUUUGCCAGCUGAUCUGAAAAGAAGGGGCGUCGACAAUCAGAAACUGCUUCCCCAUUACUACUACAGAGACGAUGCCUUAGACCUCUACAAAGCUGUCCGGUUGUAUGUUAGGAAAUAUCUUGAUCUAUAUUAUGCCUCGGACAAUGAAGUUAGAGAUGACUAUGAACUACAGAAUUGGAGGAAAGAGCUCACUGCUCCCGUAAGCAAACAGGGUCUCGACAUGAAGGGAGUGUUUGGAGAAAAUGGCAAGUUUAGCAGCAAGGAGCAGGUAUGCCUUACUUUGACAAGCAUUAUCUUCACAUGUAGUGCUCAACAUGCUGCCGCUAACUUCCGACAGUAUGAGGAGUACGCCUAUCCACCAAAUCUUCCGCUAAGUCUUCGUGGAGGUCCGCCAAAAAGUAAAUGUGCUUUAGAGGAGGAUGACUUGGUCCAAAGCGUACCAGAGAAAACGACAACAUACGACACCAUGGUCAUUACUAAUGUCCUUAGUACAAGAGCAAUGAACAAGCUAGGUGACUUCGAGGUCAAGUAGAUCACUGAUGAAAAGGCGCUGAAGGUAGUUGAUGAAUUUCGAGCAGAUCUUGCACGUAUUGCCAAAGAAAAUAGAGAAAAGAACAAGACAAGAUUAGAAAGAUAUACAUGUUUGAAUCCUAAUCUUGUACCUAACUCAAUAAGUAUAUGAUCAUGAUUACAACGGUUAGAUAUAUACACCGCUGAUACAACUGUAUAAAGGAUUUUUCAAUUCAUCAAAACUUUUUUUAUCACAGUGGAGUGUCUAAAACACCCUAGCACAACUUCAAAAUUUCUUAAUGAUGGUUUUACAACAUAAGAUUUGCUUACAGUGAAGAAUUCUAGGGUAUUUGCUUAGUGGACAUGGAUGAAAGGAAUUACCAUCUCCAUUAAAAUACAUUUGGGAGCCAAGAUCUGUCUUCACUUAUUUAUGAAAACUGAAUGAAUUACUAGAACAAAUGUCUGAAAAUUUAUCAGCGUUUUACUGGUAUUGAAAACUUCACAGCGUCGUAAAUGUGAUAAUUAUUUUAUGUAAUUCAGAAUUCAAUGCUAUUUUUAUGCGUUUAUACGGGUAUAAACAAUAUUGAGACCUCUUGAGAAUUCAUAAUUCCUGAUUAUUUGCUAGAAAUCCCAAUGUGUUUUAUACCCGUACAAACGCACAAAAAUAACGCCUUCCGGUAAAAAUACAGUUCUUUGUUAUGGGUUAAAUCCGGUGAAAAAUCACACGGUCGUAUCGAUUUAAUUUUGAUCUUUACCAGCAGAAACAUUAGAUUUAACUAUAGUUUAAUGUUCUUUUUAAAAUUUUGACGUCAAAGUUUUAAAGAUUUUUUCACAAAACGCCAAUUCAUUUAUGUUUUUUUUAUUGACGUCAGAUUGCGCGUGCAAUCUUGCGGUAAGGGCCGCACUCGAUAUUACUUCACCAAUCUUGUUUUUACGAAAAUAAACGCUAUUUUUUUCUUUCUAUGCAAAUUAAACAAUGAAUGUAAAUAUUAUGUAUUAUGCACUAUAUUACUGUUUAAUCAAGAAGUGUUUACUAUUUAUAAACGGUAUGUCACAGAUAUUAUUCUAACUCUGAUUAAUUGUAAUUAAGGCAGUGUAUCCGUAAUGACGAUAGGCAUUUCCCGUUAGUUUUUAUGAGCCGCGCCAUAAGAAAACCAACAGUGCAUUUGCGACCAGCAUGAAUCCAGACCAGCCUGUGCAUCCGCACAGUCUAGUCAGGGUCCAUGCUGUUCGCUUUCAAAGCCUAUUGCAAUUAGAGAAAUUGUUAGCGAACUGGUCGCAAAUGCAAUAUGUUGGUUUUCUCAUGGUGCGGCUCAUUUAUUGACCGUACGCUAAUUCGGCAUUCUCAAAUUGUUAUGAAAAAAGCAAUUUUCUGUCUUAGUUGCCGAAGCAAGAAUAAAAUACAUUUUCAUUGUUGCUCCACAUCCUUAACUUCCUUAUUAUUUCUUAGUUUUAUAAGUGUGCUUGUUCACAAACUAUAAUAUCAUAUUUUCUGUAUUUCUUUAUCAUAAUGUAUAGCAUGUUGUUCAUUAUAACUGUCAACAGCU
Mercenaria mercenaria is the source of this 3571-nucleotide messenger RNA. RefSeq names its product polyunsaturated fatty acid 5-lipoxygenase-like. The transcript has 5 exons. Bases 151 to 2046 code for a protein of 631 amino acids. NCBI's taxonomy places the organism in Eukaryota, Metazoa, Mollusca, Bivalvia, Venerida, Veneridae. The record is from RefSeq and is a predicted model, not a curated record. Gene Ontology annotation, molecular function: metal ion binding; oxidoreductase activity, acting on single donors with incorporation of molecular oxygen, incorporation of two atoms of oxygen. Gene Ontology annotation, biological process: lipid oxidation.